GUGCUAGAAGUUGUCCCUGCGACCCUGGAGGUUUCCAGCACCAGCAUCAAACUGAACUGGACCUGCAGAUUCCCUGAUGCCUGCCAGCACGUGCAGGCCACAUGCCGGCUGGCAGGGCCUUCCUCACCUCCUUGUACGGCUGAGGAGGUCACUGGAGUGGAGCUCCUACACGGACAGAGGGGAACAUUCACCUGUCCUCCCCUGCAGCCCUUCACUGACUACACUGUCACCAUCUCGGUGCCCCCCAGCACAGUCCUGUUUUCAUGGAUGAUCAGGACAAAAGAAACAGUGCCGCAGAAGCCGGAGCAGCUGCAGCUGGAUGCCAGCACGGGGACCCUCAGGUGGAAGGCGCUGCCCUCCUGCCAAGGGGAGAUCGUUGGGUACCAGCUGAACGUCACGGCCAGGGCCUUGCAGGACGGCGGCUUCCUGCAGAUCGAGCGGCUGAGGCUGAGCAGCCAGACCACGGAGCACCCACUGCCCGCCUACGGCCCCGGCACCACAUAUGCGGUGGCCGUGCGGGGCCUCACAGCCGUGGGUCCCGGAGCUGCAUCACAGUUUCGCACCAGCGGCUCAGAGACGCCCGAUGGCUGCUCCCGCCUCCUGCUCCAUACCUCUCCAUCUCACGGCACAGCCGUGCUUCCCCUGCACCCCAUCUCCCAGCGCCCUGAGGCAGCGAGUGAGCACCAGCUGCUCGUGGCGGUGACACACAACAGCACGGUGCUGGAAGACGCCUGCUCGGGGGAGCUGCAGCCCUCCAACCACAGCCACCCUGCUGACCCCUACGUGGCCGCCGUGCUCAACCUCAGCGCGCCCACGGACUUCGUGCUGGGUGACGGGGCCCGCGGGCACGGCUUCCACAACGCUCCCCUGCACCCAGGAUGGGAUUACACCGCCCUGCUGCGCCUCGCCCGGCGCUCACCGCAGGCGGAGACGUUCACCUGCGUGUGCUACAGCUUCUCCAUGGGUAAGUGGUUCCUCUGCCCCACACCUGUGCCUGAGGGUCUUUCUGUAUCGCCCCUUUUCCCAGCCCAUAUCCUUGCAAGGAGAGGAGCUGGGCAGUCCAGCAGCUCUUGUGGGAGCAGAGGAAACUUCUGUUUCCCAGAUACUGGGAGUAUUUACCUGCUAUAA
Messenger RNA from Lagopus leucura (white-tailed ptarmigan), 1128 nucleotides. RefSeq lists its product as uncharacterized. Gene Ontology annotation, molecular function: protein binding. Lineage: Eukaryota; Metazoa; Chordata; Aves; Galliformes; Phasianidae. The record is from RefSeq and is a predicted model, not a curated record. The annotation marks the transcript as partial. The transcript is spliced from 6 exons.